Molecule: messenger RNA, 3187 nt
Organism: Ochlerotatus camptorhynchus
Lineage: Eukaryota; Metazoa; Arthropoda; Insecta; Diptera; Culicidae
Product: zinc finger protein Xfin-like
Exons: 3
Coding region: 16-3168 (1050 amino acids)
Biological process (GO): regulation of DNA-templated transcription
Cellular component (GO): nucleus
Molecular function (GO): zinc ion binding; RNA polymerase II cis-regulatory region sequence-specific DNA binding; DNA-binding transcription factor activity, RNA polymerase II-specific
Source: RefSeq, a predicted model, not a curated record
ACAGCUCUAUUAGUGAUGAAUAUCCGACGAGCGAAGAUCUGUCGGAUUUGUCGAGCACCGGACAACGACGACCUGAUCUCGGUACAACUGAUCCAAGAAAGCGUCACCAUCGCGCGGAUGGUUGAGGGCCUGACCGGAAUCGAGGUGAUGGCUGAUAGAAAUCUUCCGCAAAACAUUUGCCUUCAGUGUCUGGAACGAUUACGUAGUGCAUAUCAGCUUCGUCAGCAAUGCAUCGAGUCGGAUCUGUUGUUGAGGAGGGAGAUCUACCCGGAUCGCGAUCGCUUGGAAGCAGACAAGGAUGAACCGAAAGGCAUGGUGAAAUUAGAAAUUGAAGCAUUGGACGAGAAUGUAACCGAAGCGGCGGAGGAGGAGGAGGUUGAAGAGAACACAGCUAAGGAAGAUGAACGCCAUGAAAUGUUGAUUGUGAAUGAUGUGGAAUCGAAUGAAAGAAUUGAUUUGAAAAUAAUAUUGGAAGACGUAGAGGUGGAGCCAGCAGAAGAACUGACAAUAGAACACGAGGAUAGUAAAAUAGCAGCAGCACAGGAAUUGAUAGACAUCUUAGCUCCAGAAGAGGAGAGGAACGACGGAAAGCCCGGGAUGAUGUACUUGAAGCACUACGCUGAAACGGAUUAUGAAGUUUUGUUUCAAAGCGAUCACUACGAGCAGAUUAAGUUUAUCGCAGCUGGAUGCUGUGGUUGCUCUGAACGGUUUCAGGAUACAAAAGAUCUGCUGGAGCAUGGUCUGUUGGUGCAUCAAAAGGAUAGAAAAUGUGGUAAGAAACCUCUUCAUGAAUGUCCCAUAUGCUUCAGACAGUUUUCCAAAACAGAAGCCGUUGUGCUUCAUCGUAGUCACAUCGAUACCGACCGUUAUCACUGUCGAGAAUGCGAUAUACUACUCGACAACAGACGACGAAUGUUGCAGCAUCUAGAAAGAAGUCAUGCCAUCGUUGUAGAUAAUGAUGAAGGGGAAGAGUAUAGUGAGGAGGAAACAACCCAUGCUGGUGGACACACUCCAAGCUUAACACUCACAGCGUAUGGUAAAAAUCAAUACAGGUUGAUUGGUACGGAUAAAGAUUACGAUUUGGUAGAGUUCACAUGGUUUCGAUGUUGUGGUUGCGAAGAUAUGUUUGAAACUCGAGAAGAUUUCGAAGCGCAUUCGAAGCAACUGCAUUUACCGGAACGAGUUGAACAGGACGAACAGAAGCUAUAUGAAUGUAGCAUCUGUUACGAACGUUUUGAUAAGAAAGCAUCGCUUACGUUCCAUCGAAAUAGACCCAAUAAGCGACGCUUAGUUUGCCGGGUUUGCGAAGGAAUUUUCAAAGGUGAGAGCUAUCUGCGCAAACAUAUGGUCCACUAUCAUGGAAUCUCGUUAGGGAGCACCGACUGUCUUCAAUCGGUAUCGGUUGAAAACAUGGAAGUCGAUAAUGACGAAAAAGUGGCGAACUUAAGUGAUACUUACAGCAUACACGAAAUUGAAUAUAUCGAAGAUCUCCCGGAGGAGCUAACCGGUUUUCAAGAUCCAACUGAUGAUGACGAAAUAGAUUCUGGAGACGAUGAAGACGAGGACACUCAAAUGAAGGGAAUAAGCAAAUACGCAGCCACUAGGCAGCGCAAACAAAUGGCAUUCAUCCCGGGUAAUUUCAUCCGUGUCAUCGCAGAGCACGAUGGGUACAAUAUUGUCGAAAUAACGAAAGAGCGUUGCUGUUGUUGUCUCAAAUUCUUCGAUUCGUUGGACGAGAUAAACCAGCAUAUGGAAGAGCAUCAGGCCGAAUCCUUGGCUGAAGAACUUCCUCCUUCCAAAAGGUUGAUUCGAUAUGAAUGUGAGUAUUGUUUGAAAAAGUUCGAUAUCGCUAUGAUUUUUGUCAUUCACAAACGGAUUCGCGAGCAGAAACAAUUUUACCAGUGUCGGUUGUGUGAUUUCGUGAUCGAUUCCGAAUCACGGCUGAAAAAUCACAUGCUCUAUAACGACCAGCAUGCUAAGUUUUUCAACCUGAUUCGGGAGGAUGUCAGCGACCGGUACGAUACCGUAAAGCUCCCCGGCUUGCGGUGCUGUGGUUGUGGAUCAUACUUCGAAGAUGAAAGUGCUUUGGCUGACCAUUCGCGAAAGGAGCAUCCUCGAGAUCGAAAGAAGGAUUUCGUGAAGCGGAAACAAGUUUGUUCGAUCUGCGAUAGACGAUUCAACAAUGUUGGUGAAGUGGCCACGCAUCAGCAGAAGAAAGGGUCAACGAUUCGUUACUAUUGCAAACUUUGCGACUUUGAGUCCCCCAGCGAAGCACGGAUGCUAAAACAUCUGUACAGUUCAAUUCACAACGAAUCACUUCCAUCGAUCGAGGUGAAGCAAGUCGAAGUCGGUUAUCGAAAACCAGGUUCGAUACGGUACUGCUGCUUCGGAGAGUGCUGCCUCCCGUUCCAUGACAUCGGUAAGCUACAGGAACAUGUCGAAGAGGUCCACCGGCGGGAAAGGGAAGCCAACAUUGGUACGGCGGAAGGGGAGAGUUCCACGAAUCGGUGGCAGUGCGAUUGCUGCUACCGGAUGUUUCGGACAGUAACGAUUCUCAAACAGCAUCAAUUUGCCCAUCGGGUACCGAAGAGCUUUGUCUGUGCGGUCUGUGGAGAAGCUAAACCAAAUAAGACGGCGCUGACGACGCACGAGAUGAAACAUACCGGAAAAAGGCCCUUUGCCUGCAGUCUGUGUGAUAAGCGCUUCACAUCUCGAACCAUCCUGAACUCCCACAUGAAGUGCCACUUUCCCAAGCAGUACCAAUGUACCGAAUGUGGGGAAAAAUUUGCACGUGGUGAAAAUCUCAAACGCCACAUCCGCCAUCGCCACUCGGAGGCCACCUUCUGCUGCAGCUACUGUCCCCGGAAGUUGAAAACACGCGAAGCGCAGAUCCUGCAUGAACGCUCCCACACUGGGGAGAAACCGUUCCAGUGUCGUACGGACGGCUGCGACAAGCGAUACGCCAGCAUUACCGACCGACGACGGCAUGAGAUGGCCAGCCACACGGGCGAACGGCCUCACAAGUGCACCUUCUGUGCCGCAUCAUUCGUUCGGAAACGUCAACUGACGAUUCACGAACGGAAACACACUGGAGAGCGACCAUUCGCCUGCGAUCGAUGCGGAAAGGGUUUCAUCGACACGCCGCUGCUGAAAAAACACACGUGUUGAACAGUAGCUUCGGACGUAA